This is a messenger RNA of Elgaria multicarinata webbii, 811 nucleotides long. It is a transcript of the gene HPCA, whose product is annotated as hippocalcin. Lineage: Eukaryota; Metazoa; Chordata; Lepidosauria; Squamata; Anguidae. The record is from RefSeq and is a predicted model, not a curated record. Bases 61 to 642 code for a protein of 193 amino acids. The transcript is spliced from 4 exons. Gene Ontology annotation, molecular function: calcium ion binding.
UCAGUUCCAGGACCUCCUUCCUGUGUCUCCUCUUCUGUGGCGUAAGGCCCCGGUCCAACCAUGGGGAAGCAAAACAGCAAGCUGCGUCCAGAAAUGCUCCAAGACCUCCGGGAGAACACGGAGUUCUCAGACCUGGAGCUCCAGGAGUGGUACAAAGGCUUCCUCAAGGACUGUCCCACCGGCAUCCUCAACGUGGAGGAGUUCAAGAAGAUCUACGCCAACUUCUUCCCUUACGGCGACGCCUCCAAGUUCGCCGAGCACGUCUUCCGCACCUUCGACACCAAUGGCGACGGCACCAUCGACUUCCGAGAGUUCAUCAUCGCCCUGAGCGUCACUUCGCGGGGGAAGCUGGAGCAGAAGCUGAUGUGGGCGUUCAGCAUGUAUGACCUGGAUGGGAACGGCUACAUCAGCCGGGAGGAGAUGCUAGAAAUUGUGCAGGCCAUCUACAAAAUGGUCUCGUCGGUGAUGAAGAUGCCAGAGGAUGAGUCAACUCCUGAGAAACGGACAGAAAAAAUCUUCCGGCAGAUGGAUACCAAUAAUGACGGCAAACUGUCUCUGGAAGAGUUCAUCAAAGGUGCCAAGAGCGACCCUUCCAUCGUGAGGCUGCUGCAGUGUGACCCCAGCAGCGCCUCGCAGUUCUGAGCACCUCCCUCCCCGUGCAGCGGACAGCGGGGCGAAGCAGCCGCCCACCACGGCGAUGCCACCACCACCACCACCACUUUAUGGGGCGCAUGAUCUCUCCGCCCCAGGGAGGCGGCCAGCGCCCCAGUGUCCUCUGUGGGGAAAACGGACCUGUUCCCAACGAAGCCAC